AUGUCGAUUUCUACUGCUACAGAUGAACGCACGGAAGGUGACGACGACACAUCACAAGGAAGCCAGCCUAAAGAUGAAAGCAGUGAAUCUGAUAAUGAGAAUGAGCCAGAGAGCCAUAAUGGUGGGUCACCUGCCCCCGAAGUACAUGAGAUUACUAGUGAUGAUGAGGACUGUGUGGUGACCAAUGAUGAUGAUGAUGACUCAUCGAUUUCCAGUACAGACAGUAACGACAGUUCAGAUGAAUCACAAAAUGAUAAACCUAGUGAAGAUAAAAAACUAGAAGAACAGCAAUUAGAAAAUGGUGCAGAUGAAUCUGAUGUUGAAGAAGUGUCUAUGGAGGAUCCCCUAAAUGAAACUCCAGCAAAGAAUAAACCAAUAGUUGUCAGUGAUACCAAGGGCUUAGCCAAUUUGGCCUCAAAACAGUCUAAGACUAAUGGUGAUCAAAAUAGUGAACCUACUGUUGUUAUUAUUGAUACAAAUUCUAUAUUAUCUGGUAAAGCACCAAAACUCAUUCCAGCUAAACCUGCAGCAACAAGUGCUAUUGAUGCUCAUGAUUUGUGCCAAAGUAUUGCAGCACGUGGCACGACUAUUACACCGGUUAGUAUUAAAACAAAUACUAACAGUAGCAGCAAUAGCAGUGCCAACACCAGCAGCAACAACAACAGCACCACAAUCAGUAGUGUUAACAACAGCACUCCACCAACACCGCAACCAAACAUACUACCUUCUCUCACAGAUGACAUGUUUGUAGUAGAAGCACCAUCAUUCAUAGUCCCAUAUGUUUAUGAAAAGCCUUCUGUGAAGCCUUUUCGGGAGUUUGUAGAUAAAUUAGGCAAGGAAUUAGAGGAACUAAAAAUUAAAGAAGAACAAGAAAAGCUUGAAAAAGAAAAGUUGGAAAAGGAGAGGAAAGAACAAGAGAAAAAAGACCGGAUUGAGAGAGGUGAAAUUGUGGAAGAUGAAGACUUCAGUGAAAAAGAAGUCAAAAGUGCUGAGGAAGCAGCUAAAGAACAGAAAGCUCUUAAAAAACAACAGAAAAGGCGAAAACAUGAAGAAGAUGAUGACUCUUGGGAUGGAGAGUCUUCAUCUGGAUCUGAUGAUAUCAGUGAUGAGGAUGCAGUUCUGAUUAAAGACAGAGAUGACACUAUUGAUGAUCUUAAAGAUCCCAUUAGCUUAAUUGCUAAAGGCCUUAGUGGUGGUAAAUCUGACACAUAUUUUGACUGUUCUCUUGGACAAUUUUUUAUCAAUAUUGGACUAAACUUAGUGCAAGAAUAUGUUCAGACAGACUUACUGAAACAUCAGAAUCGUAAGCUAUAUAAAGAAAAGAAAUCUGGACGAAGUACAAAGGCUACUGAGGCAGCCAUAGCUUCUCUCACCCAAAACUUAGACUUUAGUAAGAAAACUAAUGCUCCAUUUGCUCUGGUACAAAAAAGAUGUGAGUUUUGUAGUUUUAAGACAGAGUCCAUGCUAGUUAUGGCUCAUCAUUUAGAAGCUCCACAUAUGAAGAGUAAUAUCUACAAAUGUAACUCUUGUGAGUUUGAAAUAAGAAGCCCUCAUGAUAUUUUAUUUCACAUGGAGGCAGAACACAAUAUCCGGGGCCGGUUGGAAAGAGCACCAGCAUAUCAACAAUGUGCAAAUUGUCACUUUGAAGAUAACAGUAAAACUAAAUUAGCACGCCAUCUAAUAGCAUGUGCAAAGAAAUUCAAACCAGAUCUUAACUUGGCACCUCCAUUGGAGUGGGAACCUCCAGCAAAGAUACCUAAGCUAACACGAGCUCGUAAUAAUAUGGUUGGACCUUAUCAGACAAACUUUAAUAGAUCUCAAAUGAAUAUGAACAAUAUGAACCGGCCCCAAUUGAAUAUUAGUAAUGUAAUACCUAACAUGCCAGUGCUUGGAAGACCUCGCGGCCGCCCUCCAAUUACUGGGCCUCCACGUGCCACACCUGUUGCUGGAUUACCAAUAAUCCGUAGUGGAGUUAUGAUUAUGCAUAAUACUCCUGCUGUGGGUACAACUAUUGCCAAUUACCCCAUGAUACAAAACCAAAACAGUAAUGCUACUCCUAAGAUAUCAAUCACUCCACUCCCUAGGGCACCGCAGCCGUCAUCAUCCCAGGCAGCACAAAAUUCCAAAGCUACAUUUGUUAUAUGUGAAAUCUGUGAUGGUUAUAUAAAGGAUCUUGAACAAUUGAGGAAUCACAUGCAGUGGAUACACAAGGUGAAGAUUCAUCCCAAGAUGAUCUACAACAGGCCACCAUUAAAUUGCCAGAAAUGUCAGUUUAGAUUUUUCACUGAUCAGGGUCUAGAGAGGCAUCUUCUGGGCUCUCAUGGUUUAGUGACUAGUUCCAUGCAAGAAGCAGCUAAUAAGGGUAAAGACGCUGGGCGAUGUCCAGUGUGCGGUAGAGUGUAUCAGUGGAAGCUAUUGAAUCAUGUUUCAAGGGACCAUAAUAUGACUUUGAAACCAGCACACCUCUCAUACAAGUGUACUGUCUGCACAGCAACAUUUGGAAUGUACAAACAAUUUGAGAAUCAUGUGUACUCAGCUCAUAGUGUUGUGGCAAAGAGAGUCAUGGAUAAAAGUAAGACACCUGCACCAGCAGCCAAGGUCCCUGAUACGGAUCCUUUGUUAAAACCAUUAAAAAUAAAUGAUGAGAUUACUAUUAUUCCGCAGCCAGCAAAAUCGACUGUUACUAUUACUGCAAAAGGUAAAUAA
Molecule: messenger RNA, 2706 nt
Organism: Arctia plantaginis
Lineage: Eukaryota; Metazoa; Arthropoda; Insecta; Lepidoptera; Erebidae
Source: the annotation of a GenBank genome assembly